UCCUGACACCAAUCCAUUACAUAUUCUGGCUCAAGCACGGCGCAUGACCGGCAGUAGGCAGCAGGUCCUGGAUUUGAAACUGAGCCUAUACCGAUCCUGAAACCGAUACUGAACAUACACCGGUUCAGGCAUCAAUACUGGUCAUACUGGUCCAAGAAUUGAUUUUGAACCCAUACCUGUACUGGAACAUAUCAAGAAUUAAUUCCGGUCUUGGAACCGAUCAUGUACCCAUACUGACCCUGACACUGAUCAUGAAUCCCAACUGGUCCUGGAAUUAAUGCUGUACAGCUCCUGCAACCUGUCAUGAACCUGUGCCGUUCCUGGAACCGAUCAUGAACCCAUACUGCUUCUGGUAUCUAACAUGAACUCAUACCGGCCCUGGUACUGAUACUGAACCCAUAUCGGUUCUGGAACUGCUCAUGAACCCAUACCGGCCCUAGAACCUAUCAUGAACCGAUACUGGUCCCGGAACCUAUCAUGAAUCCAUACCGGUCCUAGAACCAAUCAUGAACCCAUACAGCUCCUGAAACCUAUCAUGAAUCCGUACCUGCCCUGGAACCUAUCAUGAACACACCUGCCCUAGAACCUGUCAUGAACCCCAACCGGCCCUGGAACCAACCAUGAGUCCAUACUGGUCCUGGAGCCGAUCAUGAAUCAAUAAACGUCCUGAAACUAAAAAUAAACCUAUAAAGGACCUGGAACUGACUAUGAACCCGGUCUGAUCCGGAAAUAGCUCCCGAUUAUAAUUAGUAUCAAAAACAAUACCGGGAACUGUUCUGGAUUCGGAUUUGGACCGAUACUUGGAAUUAGGUCCGAGUCUGGAACCGAUACAAUUCCAGUUCCAGUCGACAAACCAUACCGAAUGGAAACUGUGCAACAUAUGAAUAGUGUGGGAAACAGCGUACGAACUUUAGUAGAAUGUGUGUUGUGAACCUGGAUUUCCUAUUUUUCUAUGCAAACGUAGAAUCGGCAUGGGAGGAGCUAGCAGAUAAAAAAAAAAGUCAAAUCAAUUUCGGUUACUUUUUGAAAUGGAAACGCAUGGAGCGCCGGUAAAACCAACGGCAAAUCGAAUGUAAAGUUACUAUAAAAAGAAGCUAUAAAAUGUUUAUAUCUCGCUACAAUCAAACGAUGUGAACGGGCACCAACCGUAAAGUGCAAUAAUGCACUUUCAAAUGUUUUCAAAUAUGAAUUAAAAACUGCGGAUGCAUGCAUGCCCACUGCGGAGAGAAUUUAUUUCCUCUUUCGUAAUAAAUCGCUCACUGAAAAUAAUACAAGGAAGCUAAACUAAACAUCAGCGCACAGCGAGCAAGCACACACUUUUGGAACGCACUGUGACCGGGCCAGCUGUCAAUUUGUGCGCAUCGAAUGUAAACAAACAAACCGGUGUGCGGGUGUUUUGGUUCGGUCCGGCAGCACAGUCGUGCCAGGUAACUGAAAAGACAUGCGGUGCUAAAACUUAAUACUAGAUUGUGAUUGCUCAGGUUUUUCUUUUGCAGCAUUGUGAUAUGAAACGAUUAACGAAACGUUCAGCCAAAGAGUAUGCAAAGCCAUGUUCCAAACAGCCUUCAAGUACUACAAGUCGAGAAAUCCGCCACCUUCGUUCGAGGAUGUGCUGCUGAUCGGUAGCGACCAUCCAAACCUGAAGCCAGUACGGUUGGGCAACAUCGAUGGGCAAUGUUUCACGGGCCUGCUGUCACCGAGCGAAUGGAAGGUGCACGAACUGACCAGCCGUCCCGGGCUGCUCGUCGUGGCCAAUCCGUUCACUGCCGAGGCACAGCGGCAGUGGAUGACGCGUAGCUUGGCCGAUUAUCCGACCCCUCCCAACACCACCAACCAGAGCGGCGUGGGCCAGCUGGCGCGGGACGCUGUCGGCAGCUGGUGGGAGCAGCUGCAAACCAUACCGACCCCGGCCGAGCGACGCAAGUUCGCCAAAAGUUUGCGCUGGGCCACGCUGGGCUAUCAGUACGAUUGGACAAACAAGCUGUACGACGAGGCACGGCGCGAACCGUUCCCAUGCGAGCUCGGUGCGCUGGUCCGGUACGUCGCGACCACCCUCGGCUACGAUCGCUUCUCGCCGGAGGCGGCCAUCGUGAACUACUAUCCGGCCGGGGCGACACUAGCCGGCCACACGGACCACUCGGAGGACGAUCAAACGGCGCCUCUGUUUUCGUUCAGCUUCGGCCAGCCGGCAGUGUUUCUGAUCGGCGGCACUAGCCGGGAGGAGCACCCGGACGCCCUGCUGCUGCGGAGCGGCGACAUCGUCGUUAUGACGGGGGCGAGCCGGCUGUGCUAUCAUGCGGUGCCGCGCGUUUGUAUCGACGCGGAGCUGCCCGAGGGCCUGGGCUGCAGUGCGGCACGGUGGGCAGUGUUGGAUGCGGAGCGGCCGGGCGCGGUGCAGUGGGGCGCUGCCGUCGAGGAGUACAUGCAGCACAGUCGCAUCAACAUAAACGUUCGGCAAGUGUUGCGGGAAAACCAACAGACGCUGCAGCGGUCCGGGUUGGGCUGAGCAGUGGGAGAGCUGUAAAAGUGUGUGUGUGUGUUAAAAUGCUAUAAAUGUAUUGGUAAUGAGCCGA
This is a messenger RNA of Anopheles coluzzii, 2573 nucleotides long. RefSeq names its product nucleic acid dioxygenase ALKBH1 (gene AlkB). The transcript has 4 exons. Gene Ontology annotation, molecular function: broad specificity oxidative DNA demethylase activity; ferrous iron binding; oxidative RNA demethylase activity. NCBI's taxonomy places the organism in Eukaryota, Metazoa, Arthropoda, Insecta, Diptera, Culicidae. The record is from RefSeq and is a predicted model, not a curated record. Gene Ontology annotation, biological process: oxidative RNA demethylation. Gene Ontology annotation, cellular component: cytoplasm; nucleus. Bases 1550 to 2506 code for a protein of 318 amino acids.